This is a messenger RNA of Phytophthora sojae, 1686 nucleotides long. RefSeq lists its product as hypothetical. The coding region runs from base 1 to 1686 and encodes 561 amino acids. Lineage: Eukaryota; Oomycota; Peronosporomycetes; Peronosporales; Peronosporaceae. The record is from RefSeq and is a predicted model, not a curated record. The transcript has 3 exons. Gene Ontology annotation, molecular function: phosphoacetylglucosamine mutase activity. Gene Ontology annotation, biological process: carbohydrate metabolic process; UDP-N-acetylglucosamine biosynthetic process.
AUGAGCGUGCUGGACAAGACCCCGCGCGUGGCCGAGGAGACCGCCAAGUACCCGCGCGCCGAGAGCCUGGGCGCGCGCGAGCUGCGCUACGGCACGGCGGGCUUCCGCGAGGACGCGAGCCUGCUGGUGUCCACGUGCCACCGCAUGGGCAUGCUGGCGGUGCUGCGCUCCAAGAGCGUGGGCAAGAUCGUGGGCGUGAUGAUCACGGCCUCGCACAACGCGGCCAGCGACAACGGGCUCAAGAUCAUCGACCCCAAGGGCGACAUGCUGAGCCAGCGCUGGGAGAAGUACGCCAUGCAGCUGGCCAACGCGGCGCAGGACAAGGUCGUGGAGGUGCUGGACGCGGUCGUGGCGGCCGAGAAGAUCGACCUCGACCAGACAGGCAACAUCUUCAUUGCCAAGGACACGCGCCCCUCCAGCGAACACCUGGCGGAGCUGGCGCGCGAGGGAGCGCUCGUGAUCGGCGGCAACGUGCUGGACUUCGGGCUGCAGACGACCCCGCAGCUGCACCACCUCGUGCGCAUGUGGAACUAUGAGCAGUACAACAAGGGCGACUGGGCCUCCGAGGUGGGCUACUACAACAUGCUGAGCGACGCCUUCAAGCAGCUCACGGCCACGCACGACUCCAAGCGCCUUGAGACCCGAUCGCCGCUGUACGUGGACUGCGCCCACGGUGUCGGUGCUCUGCAGGUGGCGAAGCUGGCCAAGGAUCUGGGCGACUCGCUCCGUCUGGAGAUUGUCAACACCCCGAGCGAUGGCGAGCUGAACCUCCAGUGCGGCGCCGAGCACGUGGAAAAGUCGCGCCAGCCGCCCACUAACAUGACCCGUGAGAACGACCGCGGCCGCCGCUACUGCAGCAUGGACGGCGACGGCGACCGCGUGGUGUUCCACUACUUCGAUGACGAGAGCACGUGGCACCUGCUGGACGGCAACAAGAUUGCUUGCCUGUUCGCCGAGUUCCUGACUGAUAAGCUGCGCGCGCUGGAGCUGGAUCAGGAGGGCGUGACGUUCGGCUGCGUGAUGACCGCGUACGUCAACGGCGCGGCCUCUCAGUACCUGCAGUCCCAGGGCAUCCGCGUCGCGCAGGCGAAGACUGGCGUCAAGUACUGCCACGAGAAGGCGACGCAGUUCGAUAUGGCCGUGUACUUCGAGGCCAACGGCCACGGCACGGUGGUCUUCAAGGACGCGCUGAUGGACAAGCUGCACAAGUGGGAGAACACGCUGCACGACGAGCGCAAGAAGCUGGCGCUGUCGCAGCUGCUGGCCGCUUCGCAGCUCGUGAACCAGGCCACGGGCGACGCCAUGUGCGACCUGCUCUUCGUGGAGGCGCUGCUGAUCCAGAAGAACUGGAGCAUCAGCGACUGGGACGCCAUUUACAACGACCUGCCGAGCCGCCAGACCAAGGUGAAGGUCGCGGACCGCAGCGUGAUCAAGUCAGACGAGGAGGACGACACCAUCGUGCUGGCCCCGGAGAGCCUGCGCUCUGCGCUCGACGCCGUUCUGCAGGAGUACGCCAACAAGCGCGGCCGCGCCUUCGUGCGCGCGUCGGGUACUGAGGACGCCGUGCGCGUGUACGCCGAGGCGGACACCCAGCAGGACGCCGACGCUCUCGCUCUGCAGUUCGCCAGGCUCGUGCACCAGCACUGCGGCGGCGUGGGCGUCGAGCCCGCGUCCUUCGUGGCAUAA